AUGCUUUACACGCAAGCGACAAUCAUCACGGUCAAUGCCAACCGCGACAUCAUCCAAGAUGGAGCGAUCCUGGUCCAAGGCAGCAAGAUCGCAAACAUCGGGAAGACAGAAGCUCUCUUGAAGCUAUAUCCAGAGGAAGAAGUUACUGCGCUCGAAGGCCGGAUCAUCAUACCUGGACUCGUCAACGCCCACAUGCAUACAGCUCAAACACUCCUACGAGGCACGGCAGACGAUCUCGAACUCGUCUCCUGGCUCUGCGAACGAAUCUGGCCAUUGCAAGGAAAUUUCACUCCGAAAGAUGGAUAUGCUGCAGCGCGACUCAGCAUUGCCGAGAUGCUCAAAUCUGGCACGACAUGCUUCCUCGAGAGCAUGUUCGCAGACCGAUACGGCUUCGACGGGCUCUGUAGAGCAGUCGAAGAAAGCGGUAUCCGUGGCUGUCUCGGCAAGAUCGUCAUGGAUGUCGGAACAUAUGCCAGUGAUCCAAAGUGGGCGAUGCAUCCGGGACUUGUAGAAAACCGCGAAACCAGUUUGCUCGGCGCCGUCGACAUGCACAAGAAAUGGAACGGCAAGGCCGACGAUAGAAUUCGGGUAUGGUUUGGCGCGAGAACGCCAGGCGGGGUUUCCGAAGGGCUCUACAAAGAGAUGACUUCGAUUUCGAGGGAGCAAAACAUCCCUAUAACGAUGCACUGUGCUGAAGCGCCUGCCGAUCGCACGUUCUUUGAGAGUCAAGGGCAUACUGCUAUGUCGUAUUGUGACUCUGUGAACCUGCUCGGUCCACAGACCGUGUUGGUACACAUGGUGCAUUUGGACGACUCGGAUAUCAAAACUUUAGCCGAAACUGGGACUCAUAUUGUCCACUGUCCUUCGAGCAACACCAAGCUCGCGUCAGGUAUCUGCAGAGUCCCUGAUCUGCUUGAAGCAGGGGUCAGUGUCACACUCGGCACUGAUGGAGCGCCAUGCAACAACACCUGCGACAUGCUUCAAGAGAUGCGUCUGGCGGGCAUCCUGCACAAAGCCGCUCGAAUGGAUCCUACCUCUGUGCCGGCAGAGACUGUCCUGGAGACAGCCACAAUCAACGGUGCAAAAGCCCUCGGUCUAGCAGACAGCGUCGGCAGCAUUGAGAAGGGUAAGAAGGCCGACUUUGUCGUUCUCGACAUGCGUGCUGUGCACUUGCAGCCGUGGUUCAAUCCUGUGAGUGCCGUUGUGUACUCUGCUACCGGCCGUGAUGUCGAGAUCGUUCUGGUCGACGGAAAAGAGGUUGCCAAGAGUGGGAAGCUCACAACGAUGGACGAAGAGAGCAUUUGGAAAGAGGCAGAAUGGCGUUCGAAGGAGGUUGUGAAGAGGGCUGGGUUGACGUCUGCUGUUGGUGCUCGGUGGCCGGUCCAGUAG
This is a messenger RNA of Zasmidium cellare ATCC 36951, 1389 nucleotides long. RefSeq lists its product as uncharacterized. The coding region runs from base 1 to 1389 and encodes 462 amino acids. The record is from RefSeq and is a predicted model, not a curated record. The transcript has 2 exons. Gene Ontology annotation, molecular function: hydrolase activity, acting on carbon-nitrogen (but not peptide) bonds. Lineage: Eukaryota; Fungi; Ascomycota; Dothideomycetes; Mycosphaerellales; Mycosphaerellaceae.